AUGAGUGAAGUCACCCCCCAGCGAUUCGACCCCAAGAACAUGAUCUACCGAAACCUUGGAAGCACUGGACUGCGAGUUCCCGUGUUCUCUUACGGUGGAUGGUUGACCGUCGGCUACAACCAGAAGGGCGAUAUCGUCAAGGAGUUGAUGCAGACGGCUUUCGACAGCGGUAUCAACAUGUUUGACAACGCUGAGAUCUAUGCUGCUGGCGAGUCUGAGAGCCAGAUGGGUCGAGUGAUUAAGGAGCUUGGCUGGGACAGGAGCGACAUCAUUGUUACCACCAAGGUCUUCUUCGGUACUGGUGACGCUGAGAAACACAACACCAGGGGUUUGAGCAGGAAGCACAUUGUUGAGGGUGUCAACAAGUCUCUUGCUCGACUCGGUCUUGACUACGUCGACAUUAUCUUUGCUCACCGACCUGACGUGACUACCCCCAUUGAGGAGACUGUCCGAGCUUUCAACUACCUCAUCGACAACGGCAAAGCCUUCUACUGGGGUACCUCUGAAUGGUCCGCCCACCAGAUCCAGCAAGCCAUCGAGAUUGCCAAGCGCCUCAACAUGGUCGGCCCCGCUGCCGAGCAGCCUCACUACUCGAUGCUUCACCGAGAGAGGUUUGAAGUCGAGUACGAGCCUCUCUGGCGAUACGAGCGUUUCGGCAGCACCAUCUGGUCUCCUCUCGACUCUGGUAUGCUUACCGGCAAGUACAACAACGGUAUUCCUAAAGACUCUAGGUAUCACCACAACCUUGGCAACGUGAUGGACUCGAGUAUCAAGGCACUCGAGACCCCUGAGGGCAAGGCGAAGAUUGAAAAGGUGAAGAAGUUGACGGAAAUCGCGGAGAGGCUCGGCGGGUCCAUGACUAGUCUGGCUUUGGCUUGGACCUUGUUGCACGAGGGUGUCUCCUCUUGUAUUCUCGGUGCCACCAAGCCCGAGCAAAUCAAGGAGAACGUCAAGGCUCUCGACAUCUUCCCCAAACUCACUCCUGAGAUUGCCGCCGAGAUUGAAAAAAUUCUCGACAACAAGCCUGCCCCUCCUCCUGCCUACAACCGUCGUGCCGACGACGGCAGACUCAUUUAA
Molecule: messenger RNA, 1077 nt
Organism: Cryptococcus wingfieldii CBS 7118
Lineage: Eukaryota; Fungi; Basidiomycota; Tremellomycetes; Tremellales; Cryptococcaceae
Product: voltage-gated potassium channel beta-2 subunit
Exons: 11
Coding region: 1-1077 (358 amino acids)
Source: RefSeq, a predicted model, not a curated record